CCCUUUUAUUUCUUCAGAAUUGAGAAGAAACCAGAUUUUCCUACCUCUCAGCUCAAAAUCAUAAACCUCUCACAAAUUUAAAGCUCUAUUUCCAAUCUUCAAAAAAUCCAAAGCCUCAGCACCCAAAAAAAUGGCCUCCGUAGUUCCUCACUCCGUCGCCGACGACAGGGACCUCGACGACGCAGAUUUAUGGGCCGUAAUCGACUCCGCCGAUUUAUGGGCCCUAAUCGACUCCGCCUCCAAAUCCCCCAAUUUCCAAUCCCUAUCCCCAAUCUCAAACCCCUCGCCGCCAUCAAAGCUCUCUAAAUACCCUAAAACCCCAAACUCCAACCAUUCCGACACCUAAUCUAGGGUUUCGGCCCAAGGCGAGGCGAUUCAGGAACCCUGGGUUUAUCGCCCGCCGCGCAAGUUCGCAAGGACUUGUGCUUCGGAAGCUAACGAGACUAGUCCUCUUAUCGUGCUCAAAAACGUGCAGCGCACUCCGACCACUCCGGUGUAUUCAUCGCCGGAAGCGCAUUUGUCGCCGGAGAUUGGGAAGUUCAGUGUGAAGGAGCUUAGUCCUCGUUCGGAACGCUAUGGGCUGAGCGAGGAGAAGCAUAUGGUGCAUAGCUUGUCUGGGAGGUUCCCUUCAGUUUCGCUGUUUAAGGAGUAUCAGAAUACAGCUAUGGCGAUAUUGGAGAGAAGCGAUUACGUGAUGAUUUCUGGAAACCCUUUCAUAAAAAAAUCAGGGUGGAGGAAGAUAUCAUUCUACUUCAACCUUUCUUUUGAAAUCAGAGACAAGACUAUUGAAUUUGAUGAAAAUCGAAAUGUUCAGCGUGCUGAAUUUGUGGUUCGGGCAUACAUGCAGACCUGCUUGGAAUUGGAGAAUAUCAACCGGGUGCAAGCCAAGGCCAGAGAUGAGAAACAUCAAAUAAUCUGGUAAUCGUUAGGGUUUGAAAAGGAGAUGGAGGUGACACCUAUUCACUAACUACAAUGUACAUAAUGCAUCUUUUGGAUGAUAUGAUGCAUUAUGUUGAUGUUAUUUAGGGGGUCAGUAUAUAUCUUCAUUGUCAAAGCCUUGUUGACAAUGUAUUUUGUAACUUA
Molecule: messenger RNA, 1083 nt
Organism: Quercus lobata
Lineage: Eukaryota; Viridiplantae; Streptophyta; Magnoliopsida; Fagales; Fagaceae
Exons: 4
Coding region: 599-922 (107 amino acids)
Source: RefSeq, a predicted model, not a curated record